CAAUCAGCUUUGAAAGUUUUCAGUGGAAAAUAGUUUGAAUUCGUUUGCUAGCCAAGUUGCUAACGUGCGGUGAAAAUUUCGUGUCGUGUUUUCAUUGCCCUGGCACACAUCAAGAAUAAAGCAUGGAUAAUUAUAUGAAAAGACAGAUGAUAGAAAAUGACGAUGUUUUCAGGAAUACGUUGGAGCGUAUUGUUCAAAAGUAUUCCAGAGUUGAUGGUUCGGGAAUGGAAGUGUGUUUGAAGUCCAUGACUUGCCGGACUGAAAAAGGCAUCCUACCGUGGGAUGGAGAAGUAGUUGAACGACAGAUGGAGUCCCUGAAGAACAUUGCAGAUUCCACGGGAAAGUCGGCCAGAGGACAAGACAUCAGUGCAGAUAAUCAGCAGGACGACUCCCAGACCUGCAGCAACAGCACUUCUGUUUCUGUGGAAACGGAGAUGGGGAGAAGCUCUGAAAAUGUGUCCUGGGAGUCUGGUCCAUAUGGCUCUCACCUGAUGUCCAACGCAGUGAGUGACUCCAGCCUGCAGGGGGAGCUAGCGCAGCCAGAGGAGCAGGAUGAGGAGCUGGAGCGCACGCUCAGCAGCCAGGGCACCUUGCUCCUGGACCUGUAUCCCAGCAUGCUCAGCCAGGUGGGAGAGGCGUGGCGCAGGCAGAAGGUGACCGAGGCAGCGAACGCAGUGAUGCGCAGAUAUCGCAGACGGGGCUGGCGUUCCAGCGCCUCGAAACCCCACCCCCAGAGCAGCGGCCCAAAACCCCACCCCCAGAGCAGCACCUCAAAACCCCACCCCCAGAGCAGCGCUUCAAAUCCCCACCCCCAGAGCAGCGCCUCAAAACCCCACCCCCAGAGCAGCGCCUCAAAACUCCACCCCCAGAGCAGCGCUUCAAAACCCCACCCCCAGAGCAGCGCCUCAAAACCCCACCCCCAGAGCAGCGCCUCAAAACCCCACCCCCAGAGCAGCGCCUCAAAACCCACCCCCAGAGCAGCGCCCAAAAACCCCACCCCCAGAACAGCGCCUCAAAACCCCACCCCCAGAGCAGCGCCUCAAAACCCCACCCCCACGGCAGCACACAAAAACCCCACACCCAGAGCAGCACCCAAAAACCCCACCUCCACAGCGCCCCAAAACCACACCCCUACGGCAGUGCCCCAAAACCCCACCCCCAGAGCAGCGCCCCAAAACUCUACCUACAGAGCCCCACCCCCAGAUCUGCCCAUGAGCCGUGGAGGAGGGGUCUCCACGAAGGAGUGGUGGGACAGAGGGCGGAUCCAAACCUGGUGACGGACAGCGGCAGUUCCCCUGAGGAGCUCACCCUCCUCUCUCACACUUACGCAGUGCUCAACUCUCCCACCAGCCCAGUAGGGGGCACUGCAUCCUCUCCCCUCUGCCUCUACUCCACAGGGGACAGUCCACUCCCUGUGGCCCUGCCCCUGCCCCCCAGAAUCUCCCCUGGCUCCACCCAACGUACACUGCCCCUCUUCCAACGGCGGUCACCCCACCCUUCCCAUCUGAAGUGGGGCUCUCCCUCACGCCCCGCCCCCUUGCCCCAGAGGCCGCCUCCCCCUGAUGGUAGCCCCUCCCAGCCUCCUGUGCCCUGCAGUGUGCUGGCUCAGCGGCGCCGCUCUUUCGCGGGGUUCCAGGCCGUGCGCCAUCAAAUCGACCAGCAGUUUGAGGAGCUGUACCACAGAUUAGUGUGCCAGCGCAAAGUGGCCCUGCCGCUGCCCAGCCCCGCCUCCCCUCUGCCCUCCUCCUCCUCGCUUGCUGCCCUCGCCCUGUCUCCUAUUUGGAUGCGGGUGCGAAAGCGUGACCGGGCCCUGGAGCCCAGCGCGUGGCCGGAACCCAAGCGCUUUCGGGAGGGGUGCACCUGCUCCCCAGGAUCCGUGCGACACCUGCGCCAAAGCUGGGCUGGCUGCUGUGGCUCCAGCAGGCCUGAGGGAGCCGUCCUGCCCCAGCGCAGGAGCCCCGGGACCAGCAGGCUGUGGGGCGGGACUUUCCGGAAGGACCCGUGCUCUGGACUCAGCUGGCAGCUGCACCCCAAUCCAGCUGCCUCAAGAGAAAAGGGUGAGACCCGGACCAGUCUGCCUGAAUUUCAGGGAAAGUCACCUGUAAGAGCCAGUAUCUUCUUGAGGGACUGGCAGAGAGGAUGUUCCCCAAGUUCAUCACGACGACGGCUUCUGUAUGGUCUGCCUCAGUGAGCCUGUUUCUCCUGCUCAGAUCCAGCAUCUAACUGCAGCCUGGGGACAGCUCUCAUACCUUCACCUUCAUCUGUGAUACAUCCUGCCCCGUCACACCUCACUGCACUGAGCGCUCACAUCCUGCCCUGUCACACCCCACUGCACUGAGCGCUCACAUCCUGCCCCAUCACACCCCACUGCACUGAGCGCUCACAUCCUGCCACACCCCACUGCACUCAGUGCUCACAUCCUGCCACACCCCACUGCACUGAGCUCUCACAUCCUGCCACACCCCACUGCACUGAGCGCUCACAUCCUGCCCCAUCAUACCCCACUCCACUGAGCUCUCACAUCCUGCCCCGUCAUACCCCACUGCACUGAGCGCUCACAUCCUGCCCUGUCACACCCCACUGCACUGAGCGCUCACAUCCUGCCCUGUCACACCUCACUGCACUGAGCGCUCACAUCCUGCCCUGUCACACCCCACUGCACUGAGCGCUCACAUCCUGCCCCGUCAUACCCCACUGCACUCAGUGCUCACAUCCUGCCACACCCCACUGCACUGAGCGCUCACAUUCUUUACCUGUGACCACAGGUCUCUGGAAGGGCGUGUCAUUUCCUUUCGGUAUUAUGACAUUGAUAUUUCUACAGCGCAUAUAAUUUUCAUCAGUAACAGUCAUGAUCUCCUCACUGACGUUUUCACUCAUUACUUGUUAUGAAACAAAAUGUCUGUCUAGGUCAAAAAUGUGUGUGAAUACUUUGCUGAAAAACAUUUUAUUUAUAAUAAAAAAUGCAAUUUUUCAAUAUGAA
Messenger RNA from Anguilla rostrata (American eel), 2980 nucleotides. RefSeq lists its product as uncharacterized. The coding region runs from base 123 to 1277 and encodes 384 amino acids. NCBI's taxonomy places the organism in Eukaryota, Metazoa, Chordata, Actinopteri, Anguilliformes, Anguillidae. The transcript has 10 exons. The record is from RefSeq and is a predicted model, not a curated record.